Molecule: messenger RNA, 1956 nt
Organism: Chinchilla lanigera (long-tailed chinchilla)
Lineage: Eukaryota; Metazoa; Chordata; Mammalia; Rodentia; Chinchillidae
Product: zinc finger protein 883-like
Biological process (GO): regulation of transcription by RNA polymerase II
Molecular function (GO): RNA polymerase II cis-regulatory region sequence-specific DNA binding; DNA-binding transcription factor activity, RNA polymerase II-specific
Source: RefSeq, a predicted model, not a curated record
AUGAACCAUCAUUUUGGACAUGAGGGCAGGGUAACAGUCAUUGAGCUUAUAACCCUCCUGAAAUUGGUAUCUUCCAAUGUCUUUAUUUCAAAGCUUGGAGACAGUGAUUUGAUGCUGCUUACCAUUCUACCAACUCUCAAGGAGGUGGAAAUCCUCUCCACAAAUUUUGAUGCUUUUAUCUUCUCUAGCCUGGAAGUCAAGGCCUAUAGGAAACUGAGAAUGGAAACACAUCCGAUGGAAUCAAUCACCAUUGAAGACGUGACCAUCAAUUUCACCCCAGAUGAAUGGGCCCUACUGGACAUGCCCCAGCGAAAGCUGUAUAGAGAUGUGAUGCUGGAAAACAUUGGUAACCUGGCAUCUCUUGGACAAGAAUACUGCAAACCAGAUGUCAUUUUUAACAGAGAUGAGAGAGAAAUCCUAUGGAUGGUAGAACAGAGGGAUUUUCCCCCAAACCAGACUCCAGAAAGAAAGAGUACACAUGGUGAAGAGGAAAGAAUAAACAUUCAAAUUAUUAAUAAGAAUAAAUCACAGAGCAUCAAGCCCAUGGAGAACACAGACGUUGAAGUGAUAGCUUUUGAAGGAAAUCUGUGUGGGAAAACCUUCACAAAUCCUUCUGCAUUCAGAAGACACAAGAUGAGUAAAACUGGAAAUCAAUGCUGCAUAUGGGAAAAAAACUUCAAUCAAACAUCUAAAGUUUAUCAGCAUCAUAGAACGCCCAGUGAUGAAAAGCUUUAUAAAUGUCAUCUUUGUGGGAAAACCAGGAAUAAUUCCUGUAGCCUGAACAAUCAUGUGACAAAACACACAGACGAAAAACCUCAUGGAUGCCGUUUCUGUGGGAAGACCUUCUCUCGAUUAUUUAAUCUUAGUAUACAUGAGAGAACACACACAGGAGAGAAACCAUACGAAUGUCAUGUGUGUCAAAAAGCUUUUGCUCAGCCUAAUACCCUUAAAAAUCAUAAGAGAACACACACAGGAGAGAAACCAUAUGACUGUCAUCUAUGUGGGAAGGCCUUCUCUCAAUUAUUUAACCUUAAAAUGCAUGAGAGAACACACACAGGAGAGAAACCAUAUGAAUGUCAUCUGUGUGGGAAGGCCUUCUCUCGAUCAUCUCAACUUAGUGCGCAUGAGAGAACACACACAGGAGAGAAGCCAUAUGAAUGUCAUGUGUGUGGAAAAGCUUUUUCUCAUCCUAAUGUCCUUAGAAAUCACAAGAGAACACACACAGGAGAGAAGCCAUAUGAAUGUCAUCUAUGUGGGAAGGUCUUCUCUCAAUCAUCUCAUCUUAGUGUGCAUAAGAGAACACACACAGGAGAGAAGCCAUAUGAAUGUCAUGUGUGUCAAAAAGCUUUUUCUCAUCCUAAUACCCUUCAAAAUCAUAAGAAAACACACACAGGAGAGAAACCAUAUGACUGUCAUCUAUGUGGGAAGGCCUUCUCUCAAUCAUCUCACCUUAGUGCGCAUGAGAGAACACACACAGGAGAGAAACCAUAUGACUGUCAUCUAUGUGGGAAGGCCUUCUCUCAAUCAUCUCACCUUAGUGCGCAUGAGAGAACACACACUGGAGAGAAGCCAUAUGAAUGUCAUCUGUGUGGGAAGGCCUUCUCUCGAUCAUCUCACCUUAGUGUGCAUGAAAGAACACACAGUGGAGAGAAGCCAUAUGAAUAUCAUGUAUGUGAAAAAGCUUUUUCCCAUCCUAAUACCCUAAAAAUCUUGAGAACGCACACAGGAGAAAAAUCAUAUAAAUGGCAUCUCUGUGGGAAGGUCUUCUCUCAAUUAUCUCACCUUAGAAGGCGUGAGAGAACGCACACAGGCAAGAAACCAUAUGAAUAUCAUUCAUGUGAGAAAAUUGUCACUGUAUCAUCUUCCACAUGCUUCUCAUCAGUUUAUUCCUUCAAAGGUCCCUCAAUACCCCCAUGGGACCUACCUCUGCAGUUUAUGUGUUCCCAUCGCUUCUGA